UGUACACACACAUUUGACAUUUAAUUAAUUUCUCGACUCAAAAUAAGCAUAUAAUUAUAUAUGGAGAAAACGAAGAAAGAAUAUUGUUAUGGAACUUGUUUACUGACAUCUAUAGUGAUCAAUAUAUUGCUUACCACAUAUAUUCUACUAGUGCAUAUAUGUAGCGAAAGUGGAUUUUGGUGGGUAGAUAUCAAGCCUUUUCAUCGACGACAUAGGCAUGAGCGAGAAGAGCUUGAGAUUGGUUAUAAAUUGAGUUGGAGUGCGAAAGCAGCCGGUGAGGCAGAAGCGGUCGCAGCAAUAUCGUGCUCUGGACACGGAAGAGCUUAUGUUGACCGUGGUGUUUGCGAGUGCUACAGUUGCUAUACUGGUCUUGAUUGCUCUCAGUUAUCUCCUAAUUGUUCUGCAGAUGCUGAUAGUGGGGAUCCGAUCUUUUUGGAGCCAUUUUGGAUGCAAAAUGCGGCGGAUAGUGCAGUUGUUAUAUCAGGAUGGCAUCGUAUGAGUUAUGUAUACAAUGACAACACCUUGAUGUCAAGUGAGCUCGAAAAGUACAUUCGUAAGAUGCAUUCGAUUGUUGGGAAUGCUGUCACACAAGAAAGAUAUUUGGUUUUUGGUAUUGGCUCAACACAACUCCUAAAUGCAGCAGUUUAUGCUCUUUCCUCACAAAACUCAUCUUCACCUUCCCAUGUCCUUGCUUCAGUCCCAUUCUAUCGGGUGUACAAGACUCAAACAGAGUAUUUCAAUUCAAAAACCUUUAACUUUGAAGGAAAUACGACCUCAUGGAAAUUGAAUAAUUCCUCAAACAACAUGGAUGUAGUUGAAUUUGUAACCUCGCCAAACAAUCCGGAUGGAGAAUUUAAGACAUCCGUUCUAGGUGGAAAGACAAUAUACGAUCAUGCCUAUCUUUGGCCACAUUUUACACCUAUCCCUGGCCCUUCCGAUCAGGAUGUCAUGAUUUUCACUCUUUCAAAGCUUACUGGUCAUGCCGGUGCACGUUUUGGAUGGGCUGUGAUAAAAGAUAAAGACGUAUAUGACAAGAUUUUAAACUACAUCUUACUGGCUGAUUUGGGGAUUUCAAAGGACACCCAAUUAAGAGUUUUGAAGCUACUAAAAGCAGCUGUUAAAGAUGAUGGAAAACCGCUUUUCAAGUUUGCUUAUAAGACAAUGAGGGACCGCUGGGAGAGGUUGACUAAUGUCAUCUCAAAGUCAACAAGAUUUUCGGUUCAACAAAGACAUCCUUUGCACUGCAAUUUCUUCAAUGAAACUAGGCUACCAUCUCCAGCUUAUGCAUGGGUAAAAUGCGAACGAGAAGAAGAUGAAGAUUGUGGUGCAAUACUAGAAGCUGCGAAAAUUAAAGGUCGAGCUGGAAGUGUCUUCGGUGCUAAAGAUCGUUAUGUUCGACUUAGUCUCAUCAAAAGCCAGGACGACUUCGAGUUGCUUAUGCAACGACUCAGUGAACUUGUGCUUGUUGAGAAUGGUAACACCUAAACAAGGAUUGAACUAGUGCUCGCAACCAACUUUGAGAUUUACUUCUUUUAUAUAAUUGUACUUUUGGUCAUUAACUUCCAUUACGCAAUAUCAACCAAAUGCAUACCUUGGCUCCAAAAAGUAAAACACAUGUAAACAUACCAAGUUAGGUUAUAUUUGUAUGAAAUUCAGGUUUGGAUUGUAAGU
Erigeron canadensis is the source of this 1671-nucleotide messenger RNA. Its product is annotated as tryptophan aminotransferase-related protein 4-like. Gene Ontology annotation, molecular function: carbon-sulfur lyase activity; transaminase activity. Gene Ontology annotation, biological process: amino acid metabolic process. The record is from RefSeq and is a predicted model, not a curated record. The transcript is spliced from 5 exons. Lineage: Eukaryota; Viridiplantae; Streptophyta; Magnoliopsida; Asterales; Asteraceae. The coding region runs from base 61 to 1485 and encodes 474 amino acids.